ACUUUUACUGCUCAUACAUGCUACUAUCUGUAGAACUUUUGAUUCUCUAAUUUUCUCUUAAGACAUGAGUCAUAGUUACUCGAAAUUUUUGUCUAUGCUUUUGUUUUGUUCCUUGUUUUCGGUUCCAUUAUGUUGUGGCCAACUUGAUUACAAAUUUUAUGACAAUACUUGUCCCAACUUGCUUAAGAUUGUCAGAUAUGGUGUUUGGUCUGCUAUAGCUAAUGAAACUAGAAUGGCUGCCUCUAUUCUACGCCUACAUUUCCAUGAUUGUUUUGCUAAUGUAAUCACAUUCCUUUGUAUACUUCCACAUGGCUGUGAUGGAUCUGUCUUGCUUGAUGAUACCAGCACAUUUACAGGAGAGAAGAAUGCGACCCCUAAUAAGAAUUCAGCUAGAGGAUUUGAGGUUAUUGACGCGAUAAAGGCAAAUGUUGAGAAAGCUUGCCCAUCCAUAGUCUCUUGUGCUGAUAUAUUGACUCUUGCUGCCAGGGAAUCUGUUUAUCUGACUGGGGGUCCUUAUUGGCCAGUGCCAUUGGGUCGUCGAGAUGGCCUAACAGCAAAUGAGACUGCUGCUAACGAGCUCCCAUCACCUUUCGAGCCCUUGGAAAAUAUCACAGCAAAAUUUGUAUCCAUGGGUCUCGAUUUGAAAGAUGUAGUCGUGCUUUCAGGUGCACAUACUAUUGGCUUUGCUCAAUGUUUCACAUUUAAACAGAGGCUUUUCGACUUUGACGGGGCUGGUAAUCCUGAUCCAACACUUGAUGCAUCGUUGCUCAGCAAUCUACGUACUGUCUGUCCCAAUCAAAACAAUUCUGAUACGAAUUUGGUUUCCUUGGAUCCUACUACGACAAACAAGUUCGACAACAACUAUUUCAAGAAUCUUGUAAACAACUCCGGUCUCCUACAGUCGGACCAAGCCCUCAUGGGCGACAAUAUCACUGCUUCAUUUGUCAUGAACUAUAGCAAAUUCCCUUUCCUUUUCUCCAGAGAUUUUGGUAUCUCUAUGGUCAAGAUGGGAAACAUUGGUGUUCUUACAAGCCAAGAUGGAGAGAGAAGGAAAAACUGUAGAAUGGUAAAUUAGAAACUUGCCUAUCUAAAUGAAUUGUAAUGAACUAAUUAUUACUUCUAGAGAAGGCUUUAGUAUUGAUUUCAAGUUUGUAAUAUCAGAUUGUGUAUUUUCCUGUUCUGUUUAUGUACAUGUACCUCCUCCUUUUCCAAGAUUAAAACAAGGGUGUUAUGAUUUUCUGA
Molecule: messenger RNA, 1242 nt
Organism: Olea europaea var. sylvestris
Lineage: Eukaryota; Viridiplantae; Streptophyta; Magnoliopsida; Lamiales; Oleaceae
Product: peroxidase 10-like
Exons: 4
Coding region: 65-1075 (336 amino acids)
Biological process (GO): hydrogen peroxide catabolic process; response to oxidative stress
Molecular function (GO): heme binding; peroxidase activity
Source: RefSeq, a predicted model, not a curated record